CCCUGAUGGCUCAGUUGUGAAAUACAGCAGGUGACACAGAGGCCAUGAAAAGAUGGGUGGUGGUGCAAGCCAUCCUGCCCCGGAACCUGAGCCUGAACCUGAACCUGAAACUACUGUAAGUGGUAUGUGGGUGGUGGCGGGAGAUUUCAUUUGGAAUGGCAGGCUGGGUGGCUCCUGAAGCAACAUCCUCAUCUUAUCCAAUGCCUUUCUUCACCUCAAUCCCAGGUGCGCUGCAGCCAUGCAAAGUGAUCACUGUGUCAGGCACUGUGCUCCGCAAUGCUAAGAGGUUCCAUAUCAACCUGCGUGCUGGGCCUGACAUCGCCUUUCACUUCAACCCUCGAUUCAAUGAAAGAUGUGUGGUCCGAAACACUAAGAUCAAGGGCUCCUGGGGGCGAGAGGAGCGCUGGCUGUCUGGCAACAUGCCCUUCACCCCAGGACAGAGCUUCACGGUGGAGAUCCUGUGUGAACGCCACUGCUACAGGGUGGUCGUGAAUGGCGAACACCUGCUGACAUAUGCUCACCGCCUGAAGGACCUGCCAGCCAUCGGUCACUUACAAAUAGAGGGUGACAUUAUCCUUACAGAUGUGCAGUGUUAGUUGGCCUCAAGAGCCCAGUGAAGGACUGGGGACAUUACUGUCUGGGUCUCCACCCUGUCCUCUGCUUUUUUCUCCCCACCUUCUGAGCACUGCCACCCUAGCAGAUGGUGCCUCAGGAUUUGCCACUGAGGGAGCCUCCAGGUCCAUUCCUCCAGGAAGUGAGGGAGGACUGAGCCUUCAUCCCAGAACCAUACUGCAUAAGGCUCCCAAACACCUGCUUGUCCUCCGUGCAACCCGUGCUAGUCCCAAGCCACAGCUAUGCAAUGGAGGGCCCAGGUGCCCGCCACAGCCCCCAUUCCUGGGACCUUCACCUUCUCUCCCUGCUUGGCACCCUGUUACAACACUGGUCCCUGUGGGGAGGCGACCUGGUGACAUCCCGCUGGCUUCCACCCACUGAGCAGAGCUUUCUCAGCACUGGGCACUUUGCUUCUGGCAUCCUUAAAAUAAAGAGCAAUGCUG
This is a messenger RNA of Octodon degus (degu), 1055 nucleotides long. RefSeq names its product galectin-5-like. Gene Ontology annotation, biological process: negative regulation of type II interferon production; positive regulation of gene expression; negative regulation of CD4-positive, alpha-beta T cell proliferation. Bases 156 to 596 code for a protein of 146 amino acids. Lineage: Eukaryota; Metazoa; Chordata; Mammalia; Rodentia; Octodontidae. Gene Ontology annotation, cellular component: nucleus; cytosol. The transcript is spliced from 6 exons. The record is from RefSeq and is a predicted model, not a curated record. Gene Ontology annotation, molecular function: carbohydrate binding; galactoside binding.